Messenger RNA from Acanthamoeba castellanii str. Neff, 435 nucleotides. RefSeq lists its product as uncharacterized. The coding region runs from base 1 to 435 and encodes 144 amino acids. The record is from RefSeq and is a predicted model, not a curated record. Lineage: Eukaryota; Discosea; Longamoebia; Acanthamoebidae. The transcript has 4 exons.
AUGCGAACGCUGUGGGAGUACUGUCUGCUUUCUCUCCUUCUUGAUGAGAAGGUGAUGACGCCCCCCGGCCAGGUCCUGCUUCCGGAUGACCUGCGGGAGCGGAUGUGGGGGUACGGUGUACGCAACUUCUUGUUGUUGCCCCGGAACGUGGGGUGGCUGCUGGGUCCCAACACCACGCGGCUCAGCCUCUAUGGGUACUCGCACACGAAGCGGGCCUUCCUCGAGCACAUCAUCUCCACGCCCGGUCUCGCCACAGGCUUGACCUCACUCAACCUCCAUUGCAACUUUCGAGUCGAAGAUGAUGGCUUUGCGUGCAUUGCGAGGUGCACCAACCUGGAAUCUCUCGUUCUCUACGGCUGCGUGGGGCUGACGGACUCGAACCUCAUCGACAUCUGCGGCGGCUGCUCCAAGAUCACCUUCCUGGACAUUGGGUAG